This is a messenger RNA of Schistosoma curassoni, 3600 nucleotides long. Lineage: Eukaryota; Metazoa; Platyhelminthes; Trematoda; Strigeidida; Schistosomatidae. The record is from the annotation of a GenBank genome assembly.
UUUUGAGGCUCGAAGUAUAAAUGACUCGACCUUUGCUCGCGGUAGUUUCGAAGAAUUCUUUCUGGACCUUGAGUGUGGCCCAUGGAUCUAAGAAAUCACUUCAUCGACAAAGAAGCAGAGACUCUGUAGUUUAUGAUAUCCAUUCAAGGGAGUCCUUGAAGUCAAAGCAAGUUUACGUUUUUGGUUUCUCAGCAACUGGAGCUCUCGGUAAUGAGAAAUAUCUUGGUCUUCAUGGUAAACCUGGUGUUGGAGGUGUAUCACGGCCUACGCCUUUGGAAUUUUCGUCGUCUUUAGGUGUUCCGUUAAAAGCUGCUUGUGGAUAUGGCUUCACAACAUAUAUAUGUGGAGGCAGUCAUGGGGAUUUUGGCGUCUACGGCUGUGGGAUCAACAGUGAUGGCCAAUUAGGAUCACAGUCGGUUGGAUUAAAAACCAAACUUCCUACAGGCAACUCAGUAAAUGUUGUUCCUGAACUUGUGAGAAUUGCUAUCUGUCUUGAUAAUACGCAAAAACAAAUAUAUCGUCCUUCUCAUGUGGCAUGUGGUCGAGCACAUACUAUUAUAUCCUAUGAAAAUUUGAAAGAGUCGAAUAGUGAUACACCUCCUCUUGUUUUCAGCCUGGGUAACAAUGUUUUUGGGCAGUGUGGAAGAGAAAUAAUUCCUGGCGAAAAGUACGAUCGUGAUGUAGAAGUUAUAACAAAAAUAGUCUUGCCACCAGAAAUAAAAUCUAUCAAACAAUUAGUUUGCGGUCAAGACCAUACCUUGUUACUCAGCUCAGACGGUGUUGUUUAUUCCUGUGGACUUGGAUCAGAUGGUCAGACUGGUUUAGGUCAUUAUAAUGUGGUUGAUCGAUUUACUGUUGUAAAAGGUUCAUUGGUAAAUGAACGUGUUUGUUUGCUAUCGUCUCGCGGUGAUACUGUUCUUGCUCUUACUGAAUCAAAUAAAUUAUUUGCUUGGGGUAAUAAUGAAUACGGUCAAAUAUGGCCAUUAGAUCAAGAUGUACAAGUUUCAGAACCUGUUCACUUAAAUUUAGAUCAUUGUAUUGUACCAGCAGAAUCUAAUUUAUCUUCGGAUAAUGUUCAUGUAGGUGAAAUACAAUCAAUUGCUUGUGCCGGUUCUAUGUGUUGUAUUGUUAAUAAAAUUGGACAGGUAUUCGUUUGGGGCUUUGGAUGUAUUGGAUUAGGUCCAAAGGUUACUUGUUCACCUCGUCCAACGUUGAUUCCACCUGGUUUAUUUAUACCAGCUAUCGUAAAUAGUGAAUCUUGUAUUAAUUAUGUUGCUGCUGGUCUACAUCAUUUUAUUGCCCAAAGUAAUGAUGGUUUAUUAUGGGCCUGGGGUGCUCCACGUGGUGGUUUAUAUUGUCUAGGCUUAGGUAAACAAAUUACAAGUAAUUCUGUUAAUCAAACCUACCCAGUUCCAUUACUUCUUCCAAUUAAAUCUAAAGAUGUAGUAUGUGGUGUUGAUCAUACUGUUGUGAUUGGCAAAUCAUUUGGUUAAUAUUUGCUCAUUGUUCAUAUAUUAUUUAUUGUAAAUAUGUAUACAUUUCCUCACGGAACUAGCACUUUAACAAAAAAAAUGUUUAUAUAUAUACGAUCGUACAGCUGGAUAAUAUAUAUAUAUAAAUAUAUAUAAAUAUAAAUAUAUAUAUAUAUAUAUAUAUAUAUAUAUAUAUAUAUAUAUAUAUAUAUAUAUAUAUACUGUAAUUCUAUCCUUCUGUAUUACAAACUAUUAUUCAAGAAUUGUAUGUUUGAUAGUUCAGUCUGUAUUGUAUUAUUCGCAUUACAAUUUUGUAUAAUAAAAAUACAUUGGCAAAAUAUGUUUUACUUAUGUUCUGUUUUGUAGUUAGCUUGAUUUGUUUUAUUAGCUUCAUUUACUUAUCAUUUAUUGAUGCUCUUAUUCUUUACAUUGAAUUUAAAUCCAGUAGAUUCAUGUAACAAUACUCUUAAUAAUUAGUUAUUUUUCACAUUGUUUAUUUAAUACACAAAAUGUAUCUAUUAAAUAAAUCUGUCAACUAGGAAUUGGGAUUAUAAUAAUGUCUCUUGAUUACUACACCAACAAAUUCAUGAAGUAGAUGGACUACUAGGAUUUGAGUUUCUGACCUUGUUGUUGAAAAUCAAGUACUCAUUAAGCUAUUGGUUCACAUUUCUGAGAGAAUGACUGCUAUCUUUACAAGAAGGAGAAGAGUAGGAAAUUGAGCAAUAUGACAUUCAGUAUGAUUGGGUUUAUUUUUAUAGAAUAUUUAGUUUCCGGAAGUCAAACUAAAAAGUAAGAUACGUUUACCUAGUUAAAGUAUAUUGUUUGUCAUGUUUAUCCAUUGCGACUGUUAAUUAACAAAUCAAUAUUUGGAUAUUUUCAUCUAUACCACCCAUAACUAACUUCUAACGAAAAUUGGCCGCCUAUUUAUCCAGUCAUUUCUUAUAAUUCGGAUUUAUCUUCAAUUAUUUUGAUGCUAAAUAUACCUCGACUAUCAAAAUUUAUUCAUAUGUACUUUUAAAUUUAUAACAGAAACGAUUAAUAAUAAACAUAUUUUCGUUAUUUAAUAUUUGAAUUCAUGAGUCGAUUAAAGCUAGACCACCAUGGAAAACCUGCAAGCACUGGACAGUCGUUUCGUCCUAGUAAGGGACUUCUCAGCAGUGUGCAUCCACGAUCCUGUUCGCGGGACUCGAACCCAGGACUCUCUAUCUCGCGCGCGGACACCCAACCUCUAGACUACUGAGCUGGCAUCCAACGGUGUUAAUGUCUAACUUCAGCCAAUACGCGAAAUCGCGCCACCGUCCACCAUCUCAGGUAUUGAUGUUUGAAUAAGCAUGUGUAAGCACAUGGGACUUCCCACGCCGUGUGGUCUAUUCUUCUCCCGAAGCGCUCCUAUCUUUUCAUCGAGUUUCUUAAACGGUAGAAGUUACUGCAUACUGACCUCUUUCUCUCUAGGAACAUGACUUCUAAAUAACCUAUAAGGUCAUACUACACUUAUUUGUUUCCAAGAAACCUUUGGUAGUUGCGGGUUGUAUAGAGGAUACUGUAGCUUCUUAUCACUUAAAUUUGGCCUCACAUUUUAUCUCCACUCAAGUAGUAUCAAAACUCUAGCAAGUUGAAACUAAGAGACCAAUUGCAUAUAUAUUUUGUUCAGGGAGGAAAGCAUUGCUCUAGGAUAAUCUUUUGACAAAUUCGUACUGAUGGUCUAAAACUAAAGGUUUCCAGAAAAUUUAGAAACUGGGAAUUUUAACAGACUCGCGUCAGUUGCUUAUUAGCAAAUGUGUUCAUUAAAAUAAGUCACCUAAUAACAUGUAUAGGAUUAAUGAAUAUUUGAUUUCCUGGUAUUUGUUAGAAAGAGACAAAAAUAGCUACAAUUUAAGUGUUAGCUAUUACCAUUAUCACCUUUGAAAACAAUCUCAUUUCUUUGUUUGUGUUGUGACUUGAACUUGGGUCGAUUUUUACCCCGUGCCAAUUGUUGUGUCCUUGACUGAAAAGAUUAGAGAGCAGUGUAUUAUAGAUCGAAUCAGUGACACGUAAAACACGCACAAACGGCCUAAAGUCCUGCUUCCCUGUCUAGCCCAGCCAGUUGAGUCCAGAACACAAGUCACAGCCUCUGAGAUAUGAAUCAUUA